Molecule: messenger RNA, 3817 nt
Organism: Herpailurus yagouaroundi (jaguarundi)
Lineage: Eukaryota; Metazoa; Chordata; Mammalia; Carnivora; Felidae
Gene: PDE11A
Product: phosphodiesterase 11A
Exons: 20
Coding region: 452-3253 (933 amino acids)
Biological process (GO): signal transduction
Molecular function (GO): 3',5'-cyclic-nucleotide phosphodiesterase activity; protein binding
Source: RefSeq, a predicted model, not a curated record
UGGAGUUUGGCUGGUCCGGGCGCCGGAGCCUCCCUCCUCCCACCUCUUCCCUCCCUCCGGGCUCCGUGCCUCACUCAGGGGCGUGUCCUGCCCUACCUCCCUUUCACAGUGGUCCACUCAUCCGGUUACAGCGGCAGCGGCAGCAGCAGCAGCCUGAGCACGAACAGCGAUAGCUCCGGGUUUCCAGACGGGAACUGUGGCCACGGCAACAGCUCAGUGGGGGGCACCUGUGCGAAGCAGGAGUAGCAGGGCGAGGGGGUGGGGUUCUUGCCAGCCACUCUCUGAGCCCGAAGGAAGGGGCACCUCCCAGCUGAGAUUCCAGUGCUCAGCAGAAUCUCUCACCGAACUGGGAAUACUGGUGGGGACAGACAUGUGCUGGACCAGCUAGAGGGCUGGGGUAGGUAAACAUUAGGUCCAAGCAUAGAGUGGCAGUGAAGCUGUGUCUGGGACCAUGACGGCCUCACACCUGGACUUUGGGGAAGUGGAAACUUUCCUGGACAGACACCCAGAGUUAUUUGAAGAUUACCUGAUGCGGAAGGGGAAGCAGGAGAUGGUGGAGAAGUGGCUGCAGAGACACAGUGAGAGUCAGGGGGCUGUAGGCCCGAGGCCCGCAGUGGCCAGCACCAACAGCUUGGCUCACAGCGGUGGCAGACGCAGCGGCAGUGUUGGUGUUGGCCCUGGACCAAAUAGCUCUGCCAACAGCCAGCCCACUCUGGGCGGCGGGGACUGUGGUGGGGUUCCCCUGAGUCCCAGCUGGGCCAGUGGCAGCGGGGGCGAUGGGAGCCUGCAGCGGAGAGCUUCUCAGAAAGAGCUAAGGAAGAGUUUUGCUCGCUCCAAGGCCAUCCACGUGAACAGGACCUACGAUGAACAGGUGACCUCCCGGGCCCAGGAGCCCCUGAGCAGUGUGCGGCGGAGGGCACUUCUCCGGAAGGCCAGCUCCCUGCCCCCCACCACAGCCCACAUUCUCAGUGCCCUGCUGGAAUCCAGGGUGAAUCUGCCUCAGUACCCCCCUACGGCCAUGGACUACAAGUGCCACCUCAAAAAGCAUAAUGAGCGUCAGUUCUUCCUGGAACUGGUCAAGGAUAUCUCCAAUGACCUUGACCUUACCAGCCUGAGCUACAAGAUCCUCAUCUUUGUCUGCCUCAUGGUGGACGCUGACCGCUGCUCUCUCUUCCUGGUGGAAGGGGCAGCUGCUGGCAAGAAGAGCUUGGUCUCCAAAUUCUUUGAUGUGCAUGCAGGAACCCCACUGCUGCCCUGCAGCAGCACAGAGAACUCAAACGAAGUGCAGGUCCCCUGGGGCAAAGGCAUUAUUGGCUAUGUCGGGGAGCAUGGAGAAACGGUCAACAUUCCUGAUGCCUACCAGGAUCGAAGAUUCAAUGAUGAAAUUGAUAAACUAACUGGAUACAAGACAAAAUCACUCUUGUGCAUGCCUAUCCGAAGCAGCGAUGGUGAGAUUAUUGGUGUGGCCCAGGCGAUAAAUAAGAUUCCUGAAGGUGCUCCAUUUACAGAAGAUGAUGAAAAAGUUAUGCAGAUGUAUCUUCCAUUUUGUGGAAUUGCCAUAUCUAAUGCUCAGCUAUUUGCUGCCUCAAGGAAAGAGUAUGAAAGAAGCAGGGCUUUGCUAGAGGUUGUUAAUGACCUAUUUGAAGAACAGACUGACCUGGAGAAAAUUGUCAAGAAAAUAAUGCAUCGGGCCCAAACUCUGUUGAAAUGUGAACGCUGUUCUGUUUUACUCCUGGAGGACAUUGAAUCACCAGUGGUGAAGUUUACCAAAUCCUUUGAACUGAUGUCCCCAAAGUGCAGCGCUGAUGCUGAGAACAGUUUCAAAGAGAGCAUGGAGAAAUCCUCAUAUUCCGACUGGCUUAUAAAUAACAGUGUUGCCGAGCUAGUGGCUUCCACAGGCCUCCCGGUGAACAUCAGUGAUGCCUACCAGGAUCCUCGCUUUGAUGCCGAGGCUGACCAGAUAUCUGGUUUUCACAUAAGAUCUGUUCUCUGUGUCCCUAUUUGGAAUAGCAACCACCAAAUAAUUGGAGUGGCUCAGGUGUUAAAUAGACUUGAUGGGAAAGCUUUUGAUGACGCAGAUCAACGACUUUUUGAGGCUUUUGUCAUCUUCUGUGGCCUUGGCAUCAACAACACAAUUAUGUACGAUCAAGUGAAGAAGUCCUGGGCCAAACAGUCUGUGGCUCUUGAUGUGCUGUCAUACCAUGCAACAUGUUCAAAAGCUGAAGUUGACAAGUUUAAGGCAGCCAACAUCCCUCUGGUGUCAGAACUUGCCAUCGAUGACAUACAUUUUGAUGACUUUUCUCUUGAUGUUGACGCCAUGAUCACAGCUGCCCUGCGGAUGUUCAUGGAGCUGGGGAUGGUACAGAAAUUUAAAAUUGACUAUGAGACACUAUGUAGGUGGCUCUUGACAGUGAGGAAAAAUUAUCGAAUGGUUCUGUACCACAACUGGAGACACGCCUUCAAUGUGUGCCAGCUGAUGUUUGCAAUGUUAACAACCGCAGGGUUUCAAGAGAUUCUGACCGAGGUGGAAAUUUUAGCGGUGAUUGUGGGAUGCCUGUGUCAUGACCUCGACCACAGGGGAACCAACAAUGCCUUCCAAGCUAAGAGCGGCUCUGCCCUGGCCCAACUGUAUGGAACUUCUGCUACCCUGGAGCAUCACCAUUUUAACCAUGCUGUGAUGAUCCUUCAAAGUGAGGGUCACAACAUCUUUGCUAAUUUGUCCUCCAAGGAAUAUAGUGACCUUAUGCAGCUUUUGAAGCAGUCAAUAUUAGCAACAGACCUCACGCUGUACUUUGAGAGGAGAACUGAAUUCUUUGAACUUGUCAGUAAAGGAGAAUAUGAUUGGAACAUCAAAAACCAUCGUGAUAUAUUUCGAUCAAUGUUAAUGACAGCCUGUGACCUUGGAGCCGUGACCAAACCAUGGGAGAUCUCGAGACAGGUGGCUGAACUUGUAACCAGUGAGUUCUUUGAACAAGGAGAUCGGGAGAGAUCAGAACUCAAACUCACUCCUUCAGCUAUCUUUGACCGGAACCGGAAAGAUGAACUGCCUCGGUUACAAUUGGAGUGGAUUGAUAGCAUCUGUAUGCCUUUGUAUCAGGCGUUGGUGAAGGUCAACGUGAAACUGAAGCCCAUGCUGGACUCGGUGGCAGCGAACAGAAGUAAGUGGGAAGAGCUGCACCAGAAAAGGCUGCUGGUGCCGGCCGCCUCACCCUCGUCUGCCAGCCUCGUGGCCGCUGGGGAAGACAGGAACUAACCCUCCAGCUUAGCUGCCGCUGCAAAAUGACUGCAUCCUGAAGGGCCAGCUUCGGGCCAGCCCACGUCAUCCUUUUGUUCCUUUAAGCUCUGGCAGAGUCUCUUGGUUUGCACCGGGAAGCACGGCCUGGGCUUCCACCUUUAAGUGUGGUCCGCGGAGGAGAGUGCGACGGGAAGGACAGAGGAGGUGGGGAGGGAGCCCGGCCCGGGGCGCUCAGCUUCCCCUGACAAGCACACGAGCACACGUGGGAGAGGUGCUGGGCAGAGGACCCCACACCAGAGGACAGCCGGCCCUGCUCAUGCCGAGCCCAGUGGCCGACGGAGCCCAGAGCAGGGAACGCGCCAUUAGCGCUGCUUCACUUUGUAUCCAGCUCUUCUAUUUGUUACAAGCCAAGCAAUGCCUGCCUUUGCAUCCUCUCCUGAGUGCCCUUUUGUGCCACACUGUUCCAAGAAGCCCAGUUUGUAUCCUGUAGAGGUAUUUUAUUUUUAUCCUAAAGCUUCUUAAUGAUGGAUUAGAGCCUUUAGAAUGGCCUACCUAAAAAAUAAACCAUAGCAUCCUUACCAA